This is a messenger RNA of Symsagittifera roscoffensis, 612 nucleotides long. RefSeq lists its product as uncharacterized. The record is from RefSeq and is a predicted model, not a curated record. Lineage: Eukaryota; Metazoa; Xenacoelomorpha; Acoela; Convolutidae. Bases 53 to 514 code for a protein of 153 amino acids. The transcript has 3 exons.
GCGUCUGUAGAAAGUGAAGCAUGAGCUGGAAGAGUCGAAAAGAGCCAAAGAGAUGCUGGAGGAGCACCAGAGACGGAUCCAGAGUGAGAUCAAACAGGCCAAUGAGCACCUGCAGCAGGAACUGAAGUCCAUCACUUCCUCUAGCUCACGCAUGAAACAGGCACUCAAAGCCAAAGAGCGUGACUUGGAUUCGACCAAGAGUGAGCUGAAAGAUAAAGACCACCAGAAUCGCAUCCUCAGCAAACGAAUAGCCGAACUAGAAACUUAUCUCUACGAUUUUAUGGAAUUGUCGAAAAACGAGAAAGUUGUCUCGACGCCUCGAAAAGUAAUUCCCAAAGAAACGAAGAAACCCAAAACUAUACUUCAGUUUGGUCCAGAAAUCCCUGACCCCCCUCAGAGUACAGAAUCAGCUGCCAUUAUUCCCCCAUCAAACGGGACUUAUAUAAGUCCACUUCGCAAACAACUGGACGAGCAAAGUCGCAGAUACGCAACAACGAAAGACUCGGCUCAUUAAGGAUGCGAAACUAUAUUCUUUUUUAUUUAAAGUUUUUCCACGUGUUUACGACUUAAUCUUUAUAUCAUUUAUAAAUUUACUACAUAAUAAUAAAAUUA